Molecule: messenger RNA, 2229 nt
Organism: Magallana angulata
Lineage: Eukaryota; Metazoa; Mollusca; Bivalvia; Ostreida; Ostreidae
Exons: 1
Coding region: 993-1916 (307 amino acids)
Molecular function (GO): ATP hydrolysis activity; ATP binding
Source: RefSeq, a predicted model, not a curated record
GAAUGGUCUUGGAGAAUUUUGUCCAUUUUAAAGAAAGAUCUAUAUUAGACUUUUCAAAAACAAAAUAUGGUCCAAACAUUUUUGUUGGGGCGAGUUCAACAGGAAAAACAGCUGUAUUAGAAUUAAUCAGAAGAUGUAUGGAUAUGAAAUUAAACUCAUCCCUCACAAACCGUUGUGACGAAAGUAAAACAGCAUAUGUUUUUUGCGAGUUUGAAAAGACAUUUGGAAAUUAUGGACCUACGGUCAUAUCAGGGAUGAUUGUAGAUAGAGUACACGAAGAUUACGUAGACGAUGAUGAAGAAGAUGAAGAAUGGGUAGAGAACGUGAAAGAAGAUAAACAAGAAACAAUAUUUCAUAAAGUCAUAAUGUACUUUUACAAAGAAGAAAUAAAGGUUUGUUGUAAAACGUACUUUAAGACACCUGACGGAAGAAUCGUUGAUCUUAGAAAGAAUGUGAAACUCGGUAAAGUGUUUUUGGAUGACAUUAAUGUAAUUGAUAAAAUUUUGUGUAUUGCCAACAAAGGUAGAAAACCAAAUGAAAGUUAUAAGAUAAGCAGUGGAAUAAAAAAUGACUUCGAUAUUGCAUUUGUGGAAAAAGUUUCAAAUGAAAUUAGAAAACAACAAAGAGAAGAUAGAAUCCACAAUCAAUAUCCAAAAGUAUGGGGAGCAUUAGAAGAUGAAUUUGUUGGUGUUUUGUCAAUGAGAGGAUUGGGUACAUUUCAAUGGACAAAAAGUUCAUUAAUCGACGAUAAAUUCAAAUCAAUCAAUUAUGAAGGCGCAAGCGCUCAAGCGGAAAUUAUAGCUGAACUGAUAGAAAGUUAAGACAUUGAUUACAACAGAGAACACGAAAUAUUUAAUUUUCUUACCAGUGGAAGUAACUUUAAUUUUGUCAAGAAAUCGACUUCGGAAAUAGUUGUUCAAAAAGGUGGUAAAGAGUUUGCGUUGUUGAAGACCUCUGUUGGAACUGUAGAGGCCAAACAAUUUUCACUUUUGAUGGCACACGAUAGGCUGCAAACAAUUUGUCUAGAAGAGCCUGAUAGAGGAAUGCAUCCUCAGAUGAUUGAACGUAUGAAUGAAGUUCUGCACCACGAAAGUCGCAAAAAAACCAUUAUUGUUGUAACUCAUAGCCCAUUUCUUGUCGACUCCACGUCACUGAAAAACACUUUCUUCUUUUCGAGAGGAGCGAAUGGUUCAACAGUCGUCAACAUAAACGACGAACUCGAGAAAAAUGAAUAUUUAAAGUUGUUAGGAACAACAGAAUUCAAAACUCUUUUGUUUUCCUCGAGCGUUCUUUUUGUUGAAGGACCCUCUGAUAAAAUUGUUCUUGAAGCUAUAUUUAGAAAAUAUAAGCAAAGUUCAAAGUCAUUCGCUGACAGUUUUCCAAUAUUACGUCACGAAAUAUGUUCCAUGGGAGGAAAAGGAAUAGCCAAUAGAAUGAAAGAUUUCUGCAAAAAAUUAAAUAUAAAGUUUUGUGUAGUUACAGAUAGGGAUGUAAUGAUGGAUGACAAAGGGCCACAAAUUAAAUAUAGAAGCAGUUUUAGCUCAGAUUUUAUAGAAGAUGAUUGUAGCAUUUCAACGUUUCUUGAAGACAAAUUUAAAACGUUUUCUGAUAAUUUGGCAGAAAACGAAAAUCUGUUUGUUUGGAAACAUGGCGAAUUGGAAGACUUUCUUUUAAGUAAACACCAAUUUGAAAUCUGCAAACUUUUGAUUCCAGAGAACUUAUCUAAUGAAGAAAAUUAUCCAUUCGAUGUAACAGAUCCACACUAUAAAGAUUCCAAAGGGAAGAUCAACAAAUCUUUGAAUGGUGGAAUAUCUCGGGAUAAACUGGAUGAUUUAGCAACGCUUCUAUUGCAGUUUGAAGAAACUGGUCGCCUGUGUAUUUUCCUGAAAAACAUAAAUGACUGCAAAUAUCCAUAACCAUUCUGUAUCACAUGUUUACCAAAAUGUAUAUUGCUUUACUAAUAUUAUUAUUAAGAUGCACUGAAAAAGGUUGUUUUGUGUAUUAAAUAGAUUAUAUAGAUUGCAGUAUUUAAAUAGUUUUGUUCCUUAAAAUUAAAGAUCUUCGUUUCCAACAUAUGACCUCAUUGUUUUUGCUAGGUUUCUUUUUCCUUAUUUGCAUUAGGGUAUUCCGGUUUCAACGAUUGUACGGUUUCUUUUUAUCAUUAAUAAAGUAUUCCGUUUCUAAAGGGAGACCCUCUUGUUGUUCUACGGUUUCGUUUAUCAUCUUUUA